This is a messenger RNA of Racocetra fulgida, 145 nucleotides long. The record is from the annotation of a GenBank genome assembly. Lineage: Eukaryota; Fungi; Glomeromycota; Glomeromycetes; Diversisporales; Gigasporaceae.
AUGGAACCAACAAUUGUUAAAAAUACUAUUACUUUUGAUACGGAUAUUGUUGAUAUUAUUGAAAUUGAUGAAUUUAAACCGUAUGUAAAGUCCCUUAAAGUUAAUAAUUCUGAAGAAUUUGAACAGAAUAUAGAAUUUAUCAAAA